Messenger RNA from Rosa chinensis, 1269 nucleotides. RefSeq names its product probable E3 ubiquitin-protein ligase RNF144A-B. Gene Ontology annotation, cellular component: cytoplasm; ubiquitin ligase complex. Gene Ontology annotation, molecular function: ubiquitin conjugating enzyme binding; zinc ion binding; ubiquitin protein ligase activity. Gene Ontology annotation, biological process: positive regulation of proteasomal ubiquitin-dependent protein catabolic process; protein polyubiquitination; ubiquitin-dependent protein catabolic process. NCBI's taxonomy places the organism in Eukaryota, Viridiplantae, Streptophyta, Magnoliopsida, Rosales, Rosaceae. The record is from RefSeq and is a predicted model, not a curated record. The transcript has 2 exons. Bases 235 to 633 code for a protein of 132 amino acids.
AUCUAAACUAUGUCACCUAAACUUUAGGGAUAUUCCUAAAGAAUUGGUCAUCACAAACCAAUUUGUGUAGAUUAGGAUUUCCACAAUUAUUCAAAUAAAACAAACUCGUUCAUUUCUUACUGUAGAGACUGCAAAAAGAAUUACGUGGCAUCCAAGCUUCAAGAGCACAUUACAAGCAUUGAUUGCCCUGUCCCUGAUUGCAAAGGGUCACUAGACCCCGAGUAUUGUCGUCCAAUGCUGCCCUCUGAAGUGGUUGAGAGGUGGGAAAGCGCUCUACGUGAGACUAUGAUUGUUGGGUCUCAGAGAUUUUACUGUCCCUUCAAGGACUGCUCGAUAAUGUUGAUUGAGGAUGGGACACAGGUUGUAGCAGAGUCGGAGUGCCCUAAUUGUAAGAGAAUGUUUUGUGCGCAGUGUAAGGUUCCUUGGCACACCGAGAUUGAAUGCGAAGAGUUUCAGAAGCUGAAUGAGAAUGAGCCGGAGAAGGAGGAUAUCAUGCUGAGGAACCUUGCUCGGAAGCGGCAUUGGAGUAGGUGUCCAAAGUGUAGGUUCUAUGUGGAAAGAACAUAUGGUGCUGGUGCGGAACUUGUUUCUUCUACGGUACCGAACAAAUUUAAGGAAGCAAUAUCUGUAUGAUAGAUUUAAAGAAGCAAUGUUCUUUUUCAUUUGAGCUCACUAUUUUAUGGAUAUAAAGAUUAGGAAACGAACACCAAGGGGCUGAGUUUCAAGGCUUCUGCUACCUCCCAUAUGGUCUUUGCUUAUUAUCCUCGUUAUGUAUGGUGGUAUAUAUCCUGUUUGCUUUAUGAUAUAUCUCUCCAUUUUCUUGAUUCAACUUUUAUCAUAACCAUAUUUGGUUAUUUUCUAGAUUGGGGUUAUGUAUUCGGUUAAACUUUGGUUCCUUCAAGGUAUCAAAAUUCUAAUUUUUAGUUGCAUGAUGUUGGAUCCACUCCAUGUCUUAUCAAGUCUUCUACUACUAGUGCUCUACUACUAGUGCUAUAUUCUUUCAAAGCUAGUAGUUCAUUUUUGUUUUUCCCCAUGAAAAGGAGCAAAGCUCGCUAGUGGUCAUUGAUUUAUCUUUCUACCCUAAAUUGAAUUGGAAUAGUACUUUAGUUUGAUUGGUUUUUGUUGAGAAAGAUCAGAUGUAUGAUUGAUUGAUUGGUGGGUAGGGGCAUGAAUGAAAUGGUAAAAGCGCUAGUUUGUUUCGUUUUGUGAUGGCAGUCGCAAACUGGCUAAAAAGUCGAUCGAUCAUUUUCCCAAAUUAAUAUUUUUUUU